Messenger RNA from Sesamum indicum (sesame), 1721 nucleotides. NCBI's taxonomy places the organism in Eukaryota, Viridiplantae, Streptophyta, Magnoliopsida, Lamiales, Pedaliaceae. The record is from RefSeq and is a predicted model, not a curated record.
CUCUUCUGUUGGAGAAAAAAUUGCUGGAAUAGUCGGCAUUUGCUAUACUUCAGGAGAAAACAACAAUUUCCCACCAUUACUUCGCCCCCCAAGCACUGCAAAUAUAAAAUGACGCCUUAAAUUUUACUUUUUCACUCAGAAAAAGAAAAAAAAAGGAAUACCUUUUUACUGUUCUCUCUGUAGUUUGAGGAAUUCAAGAAUCAUCUUUGUUGGCGAAGAAAAGUUCGUUGCAAUGGCAGAAGCGAGUGGAAGCAGGUGGUCGUUCAAAUUCAAUGCGGGUGCGCCCGAAUUCGUGCCGAGAUCGCAGGCCCAGACCCAAUUACCCGUUACCAGCUAUUUGUAUCCGUAUGUCCCGUAUGUGGAUGGGAUAAGCUGUGGAAGUUGGAUUUAUGUUGCUGAUCAAGAAACCACAUUCCCUGUAGUUGACCCCAACCUUGCUUCUGAUGACAAUGAUGAUGAGCUUAAUCAAAUAAUCAUCAAACAGGCAGAAUACAUGUUCAGUGACAUGAGCAUCCUGGCAAAUGACUCCUUUGCUGAAUAUGUGAACAAAGAACAUCAAGGCUUUGUUCCAAUGGACUUUGUUUCAACUGCAAACAAACUCAACUCACUCAAUGUUGAUACUCAAACGGUGGCACGAGCGUUGCGCUCAUCGGCCUCCUCUCCUGGCCUGGUUGUAAGUGACAAUGGCAAGAAGGUGAGACGCAAACAGGCUUUAACGGAUAAAGAAAAAGAGGACAUACAGUUGCGCACCGUUGUAGUCGAAAAUCUGCCUGAUGAUCACUCCCAUGAAAACAUCGAGAAACUGUUUAGUGUGGUUGGAAGUAUCAAGUCAAUCCGAAUAUGCCAACCACAGGAAUCAAAUACUUGUCGUUCUUCCAAAGGUGAUUUAGUUAUCAGUAAUAAGCUUCAUGCAUUGGUAGAGUAUGAGAACUCUGAAGCAGCAGAAAAAGCGGCCGAGAAAUUAAACGACGAAAGAAACUGGAGAAAAGGGAUGCGUGUGAGGGUCAUGCUCAAGCGUUCGGUUAAUGUGCAGCCCAAGUCUGUUCUAAGGAGCAGGAAGUCGGAUUUUGAUAUGUACUCAGACGAUGAUCAAGGACCAUCUCAUGAAGACGCGUCACGGGCCAACUCCUUAAAACCAGCUGAGGCGGGUGAAAAUCCAGUCGGUUUGAAGAGAAGCUGGUCUAGAAACCGAGGGAAACCUAGGCAUAGUGUGGCUAUUCCAUGUGCAGUCUCGAGCAACUGUCCGGCAGCUGGAAAACCGACGGCGAAAGGGCCAAGAAUGCCUGAUGGAACCAGAGGUUUCUCUAUGGGCAGGGGGAAGCCACUCUGCGUCCCUGUUUAGUGCGAUGAAAAACGUUGGAGGGGAUAUAUCAGUCUUUUCUCUCUAUAAACAUAAGUAGAACGGGAUUAUUUGUGUUAACGAACUUGGACAGGGAAUAUAGGAGAUUCUUAGGAGGUUUUGGGACCUCAAAUCCUGCAGUCAUAACCACCCAUGUAUACUAUUAUGGGAUUUGGAGUCCAGUACAUACUAAGAAAGUUGCAGGGAUUGAGAUGCCGUGAUCGUGUCUGAAUCAUGAUUAUCCUGCCUUAGGGUCGCGUUUUGUUUCAUAGUUGUAACUACUCAAGGACGUGCUUGGCACUGUUGAUUAACUACCUAGAGAAUUACUAAACACCUUCAUUGUAUGUCGAAUCCUUAUGCCAAAAGGCGGUUUUUGCAAAAA